Camelina sativa (false flax) is the source of this 1048-nucleotide messenger RNA. RefSeq lists its product as uncharacterized. Gene Ontology annotation, molecular function: protein binding. NCBI's taxonomy places the organism in Eukaryota, Viridiplantae, Streptophyta, Magnoliopsida, Brassicales, Brassicaceae. Gene Ontology annotation, cellular component: chloroplast. The record is from RefSeq and is a predicted model, not a curated record.
AAUCUCUUCCCUUCCGUUUUGUCAUCUUAUCUUCUGGAGAAAAAGUGAGCAAAUCCCUAGAGAAACUGUAACCGUCGCCGUGAUUCGGAAAAUGGCACUAACCCAGAUCGUGAAUCCAAUCAUAUAUCCAUCUCGCACAAUUCCACGGCGUUUCACGGCGAUCUCGCCUUUUAAAACCCUAAACCCCCAAUUUUCCCGCCACCCAACAACUCACGCACUGUCUCGCAGGCUCUUCCUUCCUUCUGUUUCGUCGAUAUGGGAUGCCAUUACCGGAGGCGGUGACUCGAACCCUCGUGAGGCCGUCGCAGCGACUCGACUCGGAAUGCAGCUCUUCAGACAGGGUGAUGUUGCUGGAUCGGUGACUGAGUUCGAUAGAGCUGUUGUAUUGGACCCAAGGCAAAAGGCAUAUCUUUGGCAACGCGGGCUUUCUCUUUACUAUCUAGAUAGGUUUGAAGAAGGUGCAGAGCAGUUCCGGAUAGAUGUUGCUCAGAACCCAAAUGACACAGAGGAGUCAAUUUGGUGCUUUCUCUGUGAGGCUCGGCUCCACGGUGUUGAUGUUGCACGGAAACAGUUUCUUGAGGUUGGUAGAGAUUCUCGGCCUGUGAUGCGGGAAGCUUAUAAUCUAUUCAAGAAUGGUGGUGAUCCUGAAAAGUUAGUUAAAGACUUCUCUAGUGGUCAAGCAAGCGAAUACUUCUACGCUUCUCUGUACGCAGGGCUCUACUAUGAAGCUGAGGGUAAAUCAGAAAACGCCAAGUUUCACAUCACUGCUUCUUGUGGAUCUCCAUAUGGGCAGAGGUCUGAUGAUUAUAUGGCUUCACUUGCUAAAGUUCACUGCCUCUGUAGAAACUGGAGCUCCGGUUUUGUUUGAACCCGUUUAUAUUUUCUUGGAGCCGUACAUGAUUUACCUUUUUUUAUUUAAGGCCCAAUUUGUGAAUAUCAGCCCAAAUAAAACUUGGACACCGGUUUGCAAAUUUUGACCUUUAUUUAUUAAAAGACUUGACAAAAAGCAAGUAAAUUAGUAAUGAGAACAUUGUGCCGUUUUGGAAUA